Messenger RNA from Panicum virgatum (switchgrass), 874 nucleotides. RefSeq lists its product as uncharacterized. The transcript is spliced from 2 exons. The coding region runs from base 182 to 622 and encodes 146 amino acids. The record is from RefSeq and is a predicted model, not a curated record. Gene Ontology annotation, molecular function: protein dimerization activity. NCBI's taxonomy places the organism in Eukaryota, Viridiplantae, Streptophyta, Magnoliopsida, Poales, Poaceae.
CCUAUGAAAUCUAAAUACCUUAAGUACUGAAAUGACAUACCUCUGCUUUAUUCCAUUGCAUUCAUCAUGGAUCCUAGAGCUAAAAUAAAAGGUUUUAGCAAUGCUCUCAGGCUGCUCUCUAGUUUAACUGGUACUGACUAUUCUGCUUAUUUUUACCUCUGUGAGAGCUGCUCUGUAUGACAUGUUUGACAAGUAUGAAAGCAAGUUUGGUUCAAUUAGAUUGGCAAGGCCUACACAUAAACCUUCUACUGGUAAGAAAAAAGCUCAAUGGGGUAAGAUCUUUGGUGAUGGUUCUACUUCUACUACUUCUCCUGGGUCUGGUCUUGGCAGUGUUGGUACUGGUGGCUCUUUUACUGUUCCUCUUGGUAGAAGAACAUCUGCAAGUGCUUUGCUGCAAGCAGCAAGCACUGGUGGUACAUAUGAAUCUACCUUUAGUCUAACUGGCAGGAUCAUAGAGGAGAGGAGGCGUCAGUUGAAGCCAGAGAUGGUAGAAAUGCUCACAUGCAUCAAAGACUGGGAGGCUGCAGAUGAAAGAGCUCAGCACAUGGUGGAGGAUGGAGACCUGGAGGCAGCUUAUGAAGAUCAGUACCUUGAUGAAACUCCAGCACAAGCUGCUGUGUAAUAGGAUAGUUUAUUUGCACUGUAUGACUAUGAGGUUAACUUAACACUGGAACUUGAACUUAAUGAGCUGGGCUGUACUCUUUUUUCCUAUCUAGGGUUUUCUCACGAGGUGUGAGUUUUUACCUAGAUAGGUUUUUAAUGAUGCCGCCAUUGCACAAAACAGCUCAUCCUUGAUAUUUUGUUGAUUUCUGUCAUUUUUUGUUACUCAAGAUGAAUCGAUCUGUUGAAUGAGCCAUGUUGCGAUUUUAGUGCC